Helobdella robusta is the source of this 2922-nucleotide messenger RNA. RefSeq lists its product as hypothetical. Gene Ontology annotation, cellular component: membrane. The coding region runs from base 1 to 2922 and encodes 973 amino acids. Gene Ontology annotation, molecular function: G protein-coupled receptor activity. Gene Ontology annotation, biological process: G protein-coupled receptor signaling pathway; cell surface receptor signaling pathway. The record is from RefSeq and is a predicted model, not a curated record. The transcript is spliced from 17 exons. Lineage: Eukaryota; Metazoa; Annelida; Clitellata; Rhynchobdellida; Glossiphoniidae.
AUGGACAUGGCGCUAUAUAAAUUAGAACUAAUCAUUUUUUAUGGGGUUGUGAUAAAAUGCAGACCGUCCCACGUUGAUAUAUCACCAUCCAAUCCCUUGAUACAUUCCGUAAACAAUUACUUCCAGAUUCCUCCCUUUGAUGACCCUGAAUAUUACUACGAUCAUCUUGCUUCAUCUGAAACUAUUCAACGUAGGUUGAGCGUCGGAUUAUCACAAGGCUACCACAACUGUUAUAUUUGGGAUUUUAACUCGCUUAGCGGAAUCUAUGAAAGAAAUCUAGACAGUAGCACUUUAGUAAAAUUUACAGACAUAAAAACUGAUUACCUGUACGUCACAAUCAACUACUCUGAACCUCUUGCUUGGACGGACGUGUACUCAUUUGUUACAUUUGAUUACAUCAUGGAUUGGACUUCAAAUCCACACAUUCAAAAGUGGAUGUCGUGGCUCAACAGUUCUUACGCCUAUCUUGAGAAAAUUAUGAAGAUUAAAAAGAAAAAGGGUGUUGGAACCAUGCUAGACGUAAAGAUAAACGUAUAUUCGCAAAAAACAGCAAAACGAAUGACAAAAAUAUUUUCAAGGCAAGUGUUGCUAAACAACAUGGAAAGACAGGAGCCAGUUCCUGAUGAGUUUGAAGAGAAAAAAUUUCUUCGGUCAAACAAGGGAUGCUACAAAGAAAUCGUCUCCUUCGGAUCGGAUAAAUUUUUUUUUGACGUAGGACUGCCGGAUGAAGUUGCCUCCAGUGAUAUCUUAUGCCACAUGCGAGGUUUUCCUCCAAAAGCCAAAGCUAAGUGUAGUGGAAACUUUGUAUUUGGUUACAGUUGGGUUCUUAAUGAGUUGUUGGACUGCGCCUCAUUCAAUAUCAAUGAAGCUGAUGAAAGUUCGAAUCUAACUAAAUCUUUCUAUGAUAUCCUACACAAAGAUAUGAAAGACUAUGAUGAUUUACUGGAAAUGACUAAAGACUUACUAACAAAAGAUCCAACAGGCUCAACCGUCCAGUCAAAAGAUAUUUCAUUAGUAGCUGCUAUUUUGGAGAAAUCAAACAGCACCGACUUCCAUAUGAGCACAGAUCACCGAAUUUUAAAUUCCAUGGAGACGCUAGUGAAGAAGUUGAGUGAAGUAAGCCAAGACAUCAACGUCACGUGGUCGGGAAAAAAUUUGGUGACUCAUUUUUACGAAACUAGCGUUCAUAAUCAUAGUAUGGGAUUUGCGCUGUUGAAAUUAAAAGUGGGUAACAAAUCUGAAAAGUAUAUUUACGGUGGCGGCGUUUUGGAAGCAGGAGGCGAUAACUUGGAUGAAGAUUUGGAGGUUGCUCUCUUGAUACCAGAUGAAAUUUACAGACGAAAAUCUCCCCUGGAAGGAGAUUUUCCUGUUAAAACGAGUCUCAUAGUCUAUAAGACCGCAACCCUCUUCCAAUCGUCGAUGACGUCAUCGUCACCAUUAUCGUCCGCGAAAAGAUCUGCUGGUCUUAAUAGUUCUUCCUUGGAUGAAAAUGGGAAAGACCCAGCUGAUGACGAUGGAUGUGAAGAUGUCGUCAAUAGAAAAAUAAAUUCACUGAUAAUUAAAUCAUCGGUGGGAGGGAGAAAGAUAUCAAACUUGAAGAAAAAAAACACUAUUUCUAAUCCUGCCUGCGUGUAUGCGAAAUAUAAGAACGAUCGGAUCGAAUGGUCGACUGAUGGCCUGGAAACGAUUGACUCAAACGUUGAAGACUUUUAUAUCGAAUGUGAAAGUGACCAUCUGACGAACUUCGCCGUCUUAGCGGUGAGAAAUUAUUCGAGUUUUUCUGUUACCGUUAGAAAAAAGGGUUUUGAAAAAGACCUGCAUUCGAAGAAGGUCGGCAUCGCUUUGCAGUGGGUAUCCAUGAUUGGAAUGAUCAUAUCCAUCGUCUGCUUGUCCCUGGUCAUCAUCGGACAAAUUAUCUUCAAAAAAUUUCGCAAAGGACAGUACCACAUCGCACUCCUUAAUCUAUCAAUAUCUCUCAUUUGCGUCAACCUCAUCAUCAUGUUCGGACUGGAUAAGAAACCACCAUCACCACCACUAUCGUCGUCAUCAUGUACGUCAUCCUCUACGUCAUCAAUAUCCCGUAAAACCAUUGGCUGCCUGGUAAAGAGCGCUCUCUUGCAUUAUUUCCUUCUUGUUUCGUUUUCCUGGAUGCUGAUUGAAGCCAUCUUGCAGUACUUGAAGUUUGUGAAGGUUUUUAAUACGCACAUUUCGAGCUUUGUUUGGAAAACUAUGCUGCCUGCCUGGAUUUUACCAGCCAUCGUCGUGAUUGUCACCGGCUCCGUCGAUUACAGGCUGUUCGAUGGCUUUAAACAUCAUUGCUGGUUAGCCAAAAAAGCAUUUUACCUUGCUUUCUUAUUACCUCUUGGCUUUAUAAUCCUUGCUAAUAUCGUAGUGUUCAUGAGGGUGAUUAAAGGGAUUUCAUGUGACAGACCGAAAGGUAUGGUAACGAAUCAGUCGCAGUGUAAACUCAUCUGGCUGCAAGUUCAAGUGGCUCUCUGCUGUUUCGUCAUCAUGGGAUUAACAUGGUCGUUCGCCUUCUUCGCUUACGGCGAUGCAUCGGUCGUCAUGUACUUCCUGUUCGCCAUCUUCAACUCCCUUCAGGGACUGUUCAUCUUUUUGCUGUUCAACUUGCGCGAGAAACCAGUGCGUCAUGCUUGGAGCAGUUUCGUUCGGAAGCCGGCAAAACAUUUACCAUUUUCAACGUCUUCGACGGGUGCCACCGCGCCAAACACGAGCAAGUUCACACCCAACAAGUUAGUUGAUAAAGAUAAAAAGAAAGCUUUGUCUACUGAGUUGGAUUUUUUGAAUGCCACAAGUUCAGGUCGAAGCUUGGAUGACGCUGAAAAAAAUAAUUUAAAGAAACGUUCCGGUAGUGAUGGGAAGGGUGAAGAACACGUCAACACUUUUUCGAAAUCUAAUUAA